CACAAGUCUCUUUAUUUCAUUUUAAGUAAACACAGUGCACUUCAGUGCACCCAGCCACGUGCCUGCCCUGGGGGCGGAGGUGGAAGCAGCCUGGGGUCAUCUCUUCCCACUUCCAGAGCAGCUUGCCACAACUCCAGCAGUUUCAGGGCUGGGCGGAGAGGCUGCCUCUUGAGGACCAAGCUCCAUCUGUCCCACAGCUCAGUCCUGAGCACUGUGGCCACUGCAGCAAGGAUGGAGCUGUGGCUGGUGCCCACGGGCCAGAAGAUGUUGCUCUGGAGCGUGCUGAGCGCUGUCUCCCUGGCCGGAGCCGUCCUGAUCUUGAACCUUCUGCAGAUGCUGGCCAGCUAUGUGCAGAAAUGGCUGCAGCUCAAGGAUGUCCCGACCGUCCGUGGUGGCCUCCCGUUGGUGGGACACGCGCUAUGGUUGAAACCGGACCCGAGCGAAUUCUUUCAGCAGUUAGUUGACUAUGCGGAAGAAUUCCGACACAUGCCACUGGUCAAAUUCUGGCUUGGGCCAGUGCCAAUGGUGGCCCUUUAUAAAGCAGAAAAUGUGGAGGUAAUUUUAACUAGUUCAAGACAAAUUGACAAGUCCUAUCUGUACGAUUUUUUAGCACCAUGGCUUGGCCUAGGACUUCUGACAAGUACUGGGAACAAAUGGCGUGCUCGCAGAAAAAUGUUAACCCCCACUUUCCAUUUUACAAUUCUGGAGAACUUCUUAGAUGUCAUGAACGAACAAGCAAAUAUAUUGGUUAAUAAGCUUGAGAGACAUGUGAACCAGGAAGCGUUUAACUGCUUCCCUUACAUCACGCUGUGUGCCUUAGAUAUCAUCUGUGAAACUGCUAUGGGGAAGAAUAUUGGUGCCCAAAGCAAUGAUGAUUCCGAGUAUGUCCGAGCUAUUUAUAGAAUGAGUGAUAUCUUACUUCGAAGAAUGAAGAGGCCCUGGCUCUGGCUUGAUCAAAUAUUCCUUAUGUUUAAAGAUGGAAAGGAGCAUAAAAGGAGCCUAAUGAUUCUACAUAAUUUUACCAACAAUGUCAUCGCUGAGAAGGCCAGUGAGAUGAAGAAGGAUGAAGAAAGGUCAAGUGACCACAAGGGAGCUGCCUCAAAGAAUAAGCGCAGGGCUUUUCUUGACUUGCUUUUAAAUGUAACUGAUGACCAAGGGAACAAGCUAAGUCAUGAAGAUAUUCGAGAAGAAGUUGACACCUUCAUGUUUGAGGGCCAUGAUACAACUGCAGCUGCAAUGAACUGGUCCUUGUAUCUGCUGGGCUCUUACCCAGAAGUCCAGAGAGAAGUGCACAAGGAGCUGGAGGCAGUGUUUGGAAGGUCUGAGCGUCCUGCUACCUCAGAGGACCUGAAGAAACUUAAAUAUCUGGAAUGUGUCAUUAAGGAGACCCUUCGCCUUUUCCCUUCUGUGCCUCUAUUUGCCAGACACCUUAAUGAAGAUUGUGAAUUUGCGGGCUACAGAAUCGUGAAAGACUCUCAAGUAGUUGUCUUUACUUAUGCACUGCACAGAGACCCCCGCUACUUCCCAGACCCUGAGGAAUUCAAGCCAGAAAGGUUCUUCCCCGAGAACGCCCAGGGACGCCACCCGUAUGCAUUCGUGCCUUUCUCUGCUGGGCCCAGAAACUGUAUAGGUCAAAAAUUUGCCAUGAUGGAAGAAAAGACCAUCCUCUCCUGCAUUCUGAGGCAGUUUUGGGUAGAAUGCAACCAGAAAAGAGAAGAACUCGGCCUGGUAGGAGAUCUGAUUCUUCGUCCAACUAAAGGCAUCUGGAUCAAAUUGAAGAGGAGAUAUGCCAAUGACUCCUAA
Condylura cristata (star-nosed mole) is the source of this 1803-nucleotide messenger RNA. Its product is annotated as cytochrome P450 4V2-like. Lineage: Eukaryota; Metazoa; Chordata; Mammalia; Eulipotyphla; Talpidae. The coding region runs from base 232 to 1803 and encodes 523 amino acids. Gene Ontology annotation, molecular function: monooxygenase activity; oxidoreductase activity, acting on paired donors, with incorporation or reduction of molecular oxygen; heme binding. The transcript has 11 exons. The record is from RefSeq and is a predicted model, not a curated record.